CUCCCUGCAGCGUCAGAUAAACAAUUGUUUAUGCAAAUCGCUGUCAAGUGAUUGUAGCAACAAAGCAACCGAAGUAAUGCAUUUCAAUGUGAGUUACUGAUUUGAAGCCUCGUUCACACUAGGUGUCGAGCCUCCCACUCCUGCCGGUGGUCGUCUGGGCGCAGGCGCGGGAGGUUCACCGUUCUACCGUGAGCUGUGGUUCAUUGUGCUGAUGGCUGGAGUCGCGCUCGUGCUGUUGGCUCUCAUUCUGGCUAUAGUUUUACACAAGGCAUUGAACAAACCGCCGUUCACCCGAGAGCGGCCGCCCCUUGUACCACUGCCGCUUCACCGCCGCAGCCCGCUGGCCGUCUACCCACCCAGCAACUCCUACCUGUUCGACACGCUUCCGGAAACGGUGGGCUCUCCGACCAGCGUCACACUGAAGGCCUUCACGAUGCACAUGGAGGAGGUGAUCGAGAGUAAAGUGGUUGAUGAAGACGGUUCAGCCGAGGGUGAGACGGGUGUGGUGACGGUCUCAGGUCUGUACUCACAGAACCCUUUACAGCGCAGCGUCAGUCAGCUGAUCGACAAGAAAGACGAGGAAGCGUGGGAGCCGCACUUCAGACGCCUCGACAGCGGCCUGUUUGAAGGUGAGGAGUUUGUGGACAGCAUCAAAGGCUUCAGCACAGUCAGGAAAGAACACACCAUGUUCACGGACACUAACCUUUGACCUUCAUCAUGACUUCUGACCCUCAUCUCAUAUGAGAGUAGGAUUGGCACUUUCUCCAAACAUCACCUCAUAUCAGAGGGACGUAAACCGAACUACUGUAUGUUUUGGUGAACUCAGAGCCGCUCUCGGACUCUCGUCUCGAUGUGUCUCCAACUCAAACAGGAGGAAAUUAGAUUAUUCAGCAGGCCAAAAAAAAAAGGUUCACAUCAACAUUGAACCAUGACACUAAUAUUUCUGUAAGAUGGCAAACAAGCAUUGUUUAAAGUUGGCUUGGAUGGAAUAUUUGUUUUAACAAAUCUUUUUCUGAAAACUAAAUGGUUUCAUUUUUUAAAGAUGUUGUAAUUUUAUGGCAAAUGCAGUAUUUAAGAGGUUACUUGAUAAUAAAGAUAUUAAAGACAUCCUUUUG
This is a messenger RNA of Megalobrama amblycephala (Wuchang bream), 1115 nucleotides long. Its product is annotated as usherin. The record is from RefSeq and is a predicted model, not a curated record. Lineage: Eukaryota; Metazoa; Chordata; Actinopteri; Cypriniformes; Xenocyprididae. The coding region runs from base 212 to 709 and encodes 165 amino acids. The transcript has 5 exons.